AGCCGAACUGACAGCAGCGCCGCAGCAGCAACAAUCGAGGAAAAACAUUUUACCAUGGGCAACGCUCUCAAUCACUAUUUGAAGCCAGAUGUAAUGCCCGGCCCAGAUGUGGUGCCCAGCUUUGAUCCCAUGUUGGGCUUUGGGUCGCGCAAGGAACGCGUCAUGAUAGCUACCGAAGAGGAAAUGGUAUCGGCCAAGCUGACACCAAAGGAACGCGAUUAUUGUGCCCACAAGCUGCUCGCCUAUCGUGGCUGUCGCGCUGACAAAUUCCCCUUCGUCUAUCAGUGUGCGCACGAGAAGCACGACUAUCUCACCUGCGAAUACGAGGACUAUGUGCUGCGCAUGAAGGAGUUUGAACGUGAGCGCCGGCUGCUUGAGCGCCAAAAGCGUCUUGCCAAGCAGGGCUAAACUUAAGCGUUCGGUUCAGUUCAAAGCGACAAGCAGAGCAGGUGCUGCCCAGCAGACCGGAGCAGCCGAAAAUCAACAUUCACACGUUUACCAACUCCACACACUGCCCGUCGCGAGCGAAGGAAAUUUCAAUAAAUACUAUGCCUAGUAAUAA
Molecule: messenger RNA, 562 nt
Organism: Drosophila hydei
Lineage: Eukaryota; Metazoa; Arthropoda; Insecta; Diptera; Drosophilidae
Gene: ND-B18
Product: NADH dehydrogenase [ubiquinone] 1 beta subcomplex subunit 7
Exons: 2
Coding region: 55-408 (117 amino acids)
Cellular component (GO): mitochondrion
Source: RefSeq, a predicted model, not a curated record